AUGCCGGCGCCAGGAUCCGCAGCGGUUGACGUCGACGAGCCCUGCUCCGCCUCGGCCAUCAUCGCGGGCACGGUGACAGAGAACCACCUGCUCCACGUGGAGGGAUACUCCCGCACCAAGGAGGACACUCCCAAUGGCAAGUGCAUCAAGUCUUGCCCUUUCAGGGUUGGAGGUCGCUCCUGGCACAUCUGUUACUUCCCCGAUGGCGAGCGUUCCCAGUACGCCGAUUACAUAGCCAUAUUCAUCUCCCUUGUAGAGAGUGCUACAAAGCCAGUCAAGGCGCGAGCCAAGUUCAGCCUGAUGGAUCAGAACGACGAGCCGGUGCCGUCGCACUCGAGACAUAUUCUUGCUGCGCGGUCGCCGGUCUUCAAGGCAGAGCUCCUUGGUGCCAUGAGAGAGGGCACCGCCACAGGGGAUUGCAUCCGGAUUGAUGAUCUCUUGCCUGAGGUGUUCAAGAUUCUGCUUCAUUUCAUAUACAAUGACUCGUUGCCGGAGAUGGAGGUGCAAGAGGAGGCUGCGAUGGCUCAGCAUUUGCUUGAAGUAGCGGACAGGUAUGACAUGCAGAGGCUCAAGCUGAUUUGCGAGGAGACGUUGUGCAACUACCUAGAAGUGAGCAUGGCCGCAAAACCACACUGGUGUUGGCUGAACAACACAACUGACAGGGACUAA
Messenger RNA from Setaria italica (foxtail millet), 669 nucleotides. RefSeq names its product BTB/POZ and MATH domain-containing protein 3-like. Gene Ontology annotation, molecular function: protein binding. The record is from RefSeq and is a predicted model, not a curated record. The transcript has 2 exons. Gene Ontology annotation, biological process: protein ubiquitination. NCBI's taxonomy places the organism in Eukaryota, Viridiplantae, Streptophyta, Magnoliopsida, Poales, Poaceae. Bases 1 to 669 code for a protein of 222 amino acids.